This is a messenger RNA of Clonostachys byssicola, 1536 nucleotides long. Lineage: Eukaryota; Fungi; Ascomycota; Sordariomycetes; Hypocreales; Bionectriaceae. The record is from the annotation of a GenBank genome assembly.
AUGUCUCGCACAUCAAGAGCCAGAGCCUCCAGGAGCCAGCCAGGGCCUAUGGCCUGCGCGCAUGAUGUUUUAUACAAUUCCAUCUCUGCUCAUGCUCGCAGCUUGUCAUACUAUGCCUCCGCUGUCUCUGCAGCCUCUCGUACAAGAAAGCCGCCGGAUGGCUGGGACUCAUCGAUCCCGCCGACACCACGGUCGAGCUUUCCGAGUGCCAACGUUCUUCCUCAAGAUCAUCUCGAUCAAUUCCCGAAAGAGCCCGGAGAUGACCUUUUUGAAUUCAUCACAAACGGAGGCCGUAACCAAGUUACUCCUAGGAGGAAAUGCCUCUAUAUAGUUGAUGCACCGGAUAUCGAUCCUGAUAUUGCUGGAUUCAUGACGGGUUGGACAGACCCAGUAGUACCGGCUGGAUCUGAUAAUCUGCUCUUGACUUCGACCAUCAAUUCCCCUCGUGUCGAGGACACAGCCGGCUAUCUCGCAGCCUUUUAUACGGGCCUGGAUGUCAAGAUUCUCAAAAGCCAUUUCCGUUUCAAGAAAUGGGGUGAGAAACAACAGGGCGUGAGCAACCGUGGGAACAUUGCUCUCAUGGCACCAAACGGAGCUGCCACGCGUGUGCGCUUCCGGCCAGCCCCGGAUGGCGCAACGGCUGGCCAGCUCAAUCUCAAUGACAUGCUUGAUGCUCUGCAUGCAUCCAUACCAACCGAUGCAUUUGCUAUCAUCCUUGUGACGGACCACGACUUAUACGAGGAUGAGGAGGACGACUUUUGCGCCGGGCGCGCCUAUGGAGGCUCGCGCAUCUGCAUCGUCUCAAUGUUUCGGUACAAUCCAGUCCUGGACUCCCACGCUGGAACCAGCUACGCUCACAGCUGGCCAGCAUCACAUUGCAGAGACUAUGUCGAUGAAUGCUGGGAGGCUAGCGAGCCAGCUCUUAAGGAGACAGACUACGGGCGGGACAGGAAGAAGAAAAGACGCGCCCGGCCCGACCCUAGUUGCACUGCGGACCUUAAACAAGAUAAUACUUCUCCCCUAGCAAGGGCGGUCUUGUCUGCACGAGAGGUCCUGGUACCUGGUUGCCAAGAGGACUGGGAAGGGUUAUGGCUUGCCCGGGUGUGCCGUACGGCCAGCCAUGAGCUUGGUCAUUGUGUUGGGAUAGGCCACUGUAUUUACUACUCUUGCGUUAUGCAAGGUUCGGCGAGCAUCGCUGAAGAUUACAGACAGCCGCCGUAUCUCUGCCCCGUGUGUCUGAGAAAGGUGGCUUAUUCCCUAGCAGGCGAGGGCAUCAUGAAGUCUCCGGGAUUAGGACGCCUAGAGAGAAGCGGUGCAGCCGAAAAGCGCUGGAUAGCGCAGAGCUACCGUAACAUGAGCUCAUACUGCCUGGGACGGAAAGGGAUAGGGAUGUUUGGUGGAUUACAUGGCUGGCUGGAAGGACGGCUACGAGAGAUUGACGUGGCCGCACAUGAUGACUCUGUUCCCCAAAGGCGGGAGGGAGAUGAAGACGACGAUUCAUCGGUAAUAUUCAUGGGGUCAAUUGAGAGAACGUAA